This is a messenger RNA of Amphiprion ocellaris (clown anemonefish), 5715 nucleotides long. It is a transcript of the gene phf2, whose product is annotated as PHD finger protein 2. NCBI's taxonomy places the organism in Eukaryota, Metazoa, Chordata, Actinopteri, Pomacentridae. Gene Ontology annotation, biological process: regulation of transcription by RNA polymerase II; protein demethylation. The transcript has 22 exons. The record is from RefSeq and is a predicted model, not a curated record. The coding region runs from base 297 to 3548 and encodes 1083 amino acids. Gene Ontology annotation, molecular function: transcription coregulator activity; histone demethylase activity.
UAAAUGUGAGCCCGUCGGUCACCAGGGGGCAUGCACAUAGUGGCGAUAAUAAUAAUAAUCACAAAAAUGCAUUUGAGGAAAGCCUCGCUGCUACGACGAGCCUCCAUCGCUGCUGCCGCUCCGCGCAAACACGGCCGCGGUGUGAUGGAGCUGUGCGCUUAAGAGCUUCAUGUGUCCGGCGGGACUGCCCCUGGCUUUUUUUUUUCUGGGGAAGAUCAUAUUGGAUCAUAUUGUUUGCAGGACGUUGUUCCUCCUGCAGCCCCCCCAGUCUAUCCCGACGUAGUUGUGAAUUGAACAUGGCGACUGUACCAGUAUAUUGCAUCUGCAGAUUACCUUACGACGUGACCCAGUUUAUGAUCGAGUGCGAUGCUUGCAAGGACUGGUUCCACGGCAGCUGUGUUGGGGUGGAUGAAGAUGAUGCUCCAGAUAUUGACAUUUAUCACUGUCCAAACUGCGAGAAGACCCACGGCAAAUCCACAUUGAAAAAGAAAAAGAACUGGAGCAAACAUGACACGGGGCAAAGCACGGAUAUCAAAGCUGUGCAGAACGGCAGUCAGGUGUUCAUCAAGGAGCUUCGCAGCAGAACCUUUCCCAGUGCCGACGACGUGGUGGUGAAGCUCGGCGGCAGUCAGCUGACGCUGGACUACCUGGAGGAGAACGGCUUCAAUGAACCCAUCCUGGUUCAGAAGAAAGACGGUUUGGGGGUGUCCAUGCCUGCCCCCACCUUCUACAUCAGCGAUGUGGAGAACUAUGUUGGUCCUGACGUCGGCGUGGACGUUGUCGACGUCACCAAACAGACCGACAGCAAGAUGAAGCUGAAAGAGUUUGUCGACUACUACUACAGCACAAACAGAAAGAAAGUGUUAAACGUCAUCAACCUGGAGUUCUCUGACACAAGGAUGAACAGCAUCGUGGAGAGUCCACAGAUCGUGCGGCGGCUGUCUUGGGUAGAAAACUACUGGCCUGAUGACGCUCUGCUCGGGAAGCCAAAAGUCACCAAAUACUGUCUGAUCUGCGUUAAAGACAGCUACACAGACUUCCACAUCGAGUGCGGCGGUGCCUCCGUCUGGUACCACGUCCUAAAGGGAGAGAAGAUCUUCUUCCUCAUCAAGCCCACCUCGGCCAACCUGUCGUUGUACGAGCGCUGGAGAUCGUCGUCCAAUCACACCGAAAUGUUCUUCGCUGACCAGGUGGACAAAUGUUACAAAUGCACCCUGAAGCAAGGCCAGACCCUGUUCAUCCCGUCAGGUUGGAUCAAUGCAAUACUUACUCCGGUCGACUGCCUGGCGUUCUCUGGACACUUUGUUCACAACCUGAGUGUGGAGAUGCAGAUGAGAGCGUAUGAAAUCGAGAAGCGGCUAAAGGUCAAAACUCUCACCCCUUUCCCCAACUUCGAGACGGCGUGCUGGUAUGUGGGACGACACCUCCUCGAGCGAUUCAAAGGUUUACAUAAAGCAAAUAAGCAACCAGCCCCAUACCUGAUACAUGGUGCCAAAAUCAUCAAUGGAGCGUUCAGAGCUUGGACUAAAAAACAGGCCCUCCUGGAACAUGAAGAUGAGCUUCCAGAGAACAUGAAACCAUCACAGCUCAUUAAGGAUCUUGCCAAAGAGAUCAGACUGUCAGAGAAUGCAACAAAAGCCAUUAAGAGCGAGCCCAGCAUUAAGGUACCAGUGGAGGAACCGCCAUCCACCCACUCCGAGCCCGAGGAGGACAUUUCCCCGGCACACGUCCCCUCGCCCAGCAGAGAGAAAUCCAGAAAGAAAGCUUCCAAACCCCCCAAGCCUCCAAAGCCGCCCAAACCCCCGAAGAUGCCCAAAGCCCCGAAGCCUCCGAAGAUGCCGAAGGUAAAGGAGGGAGGAAAGAAGAAGGCGAAGAAGACGAAAGAACUGUCUCCGCCUCCUAAACCCUCCAGCUUCGCAGCACUGGAGUCCCACGCGAAGGACAUCUUGAGUAAAAUGGACCAGCCGAAGAAGGCGAAGGCUGUUAAGAAUGUUCUAAGCAUGUCAGAGAAGGAAAUAUCAAAGCAGAACAACGUGGAGAAGUUUGAAAUCAGAGAGCAGAAUAAAAAUAAGACUGAAGCAAAAUGGAAGUAUAAGAACAGUAAACCAGAUUCCCUGCUGAAAAUGGAGGAGGAGUGCAAAUUUGACAGAACCCCGCUGUCAGGCAAUAAAGACAGAUUCAGCUUUACUAUGUCUCACAGGAAAAUGCCCAGCUCCAAGACGCUGAAACCUCAGACCAACUCAAGUGUUUUUGGAUCAUUACAAAACCUAAAAGAGGACAAAACCAAGCCAGUGAGAGACGAGUAUGAGUACGUCUCAGAUGAAGGGGAGCUGAAGAUUGACGAAUUCCCCAUCAGGCGGAAAAAGAACACGGUUAAGAGAGAUCUUUCCUUUUUGUCAGACAUCAGAGAACCCAUUCAACCAGCCAAAAAGCCAAAGUUCCAGCCCUUUGUGACCAAGACCAUGGACUCGUCAGAUGAAGAGACUCUGCACAUAGACACAGAGGCCAAACCUGAGGUGAAAAGUCGCAACUCUAAAGUGAAGAAAAAGGGCGGCAGCGCUGCAGGGAUUCUUGACCUGCUGCAGGCCAGCAAGCAAGUCGGUGGAAUUGACUACAGCGCCAACAGUCAGCCACCUGCAUCUCCCAGCACACAGGAGGCCAUUCAGGGCAUGCUGUCCAUGGCCAACCUGUCGUCUUCAGAGAGCUUGCAGCAGCCGUGGAGCAACAGCCAGUCCAAAAGCAAUAGCCAGUCGAAGAGCAACUCGCACAGCUCGCAGGCCAGCAAGAAGGCCGGCGGAGGGGCCGGCGGCGGCAACAACAGCAAGCGACCGACCAAACGUCUCCCGAAGAAGCCCAGAAAAAGCAGCAGUAUUGAGAGUCUGGAUUACGAUGACGACCAAGAUCACAUGGACGCAUGUUUCAAGGACUCGGAUUAUGUUUACCCCUCAUUGGAGUCCGAAGAGGAUAAUCCUGUUUUCAAAUCCAGAUCGAAAAAACGGAAAAGCAGCGACGACACUCCAUACAGCCCCACCGCUCGCGUAGGACCUUCAGUUCCUCGACAGGAGCGGCCGGCGAGAGAAGGAGCUCGCGUGGCCUCCAUAGAAACAGGCCUGGCAGCCGCCGCAGCAAAGCUUUCGCAUCAGGAGGAGCAACAGAAAACCAAGAAGAAGAAGAAAAGCACCAAAAAGAAGACAAUAGUAAUUGAGGAGCCCCCAAAAAUCUCUCAGGACAGUAGCUCGCCGGAGCACAAUCUGGACUCCCAGGACGGCAGCCUGACGGACCACGAGUUCAACACUGGAACGGUCAAGUCGCCGGGAGGCCCGCAGCCGAUGGCUCCGGGCGUUUUCCUCAGCCAGAGGCGGCCGUCCAUGUCCUCUCCCAACAACAGCACCAACUCCACGAGCACCAACAGCAGCAGCAUGGCGAAGUUGGACCGCGUGGGCUCAGCAGAUGCCAAAGCUAAGCGGCUAAAGAAAGGCAUGGCAACAGCCAAACAGAGACUCGGAAAGAUUUUAAAGAUCCAUCGAAAUGGAAAGCUCCUCCUGUAGCAUGCAGCAGACUGUUGUCGGACUGGAAAUUGAUGAGCUGGGUCCCAUCCCAACCUCACCCUCUGUUCACUGAUUAAAGCCAACGACGGGGAAAAGAAAAAAGAAAAAAAAAACUGAAACAAGAUGGGAGAAAAUCAUGCAUUUUUCAAUUUCUAAGAAGAACGUCACUCAAAUAGGUUUUUGCCUCUACUUAUACUUUAUAACUUUCAGAUAUUAAAGUGUACAGAACCUACUAUAAAUAUUUUUUAAGAGAACAUGUCUCAUUUUACUACAGCUGUCAGUUUAUCAGGGGUUGCUAAAAAACAUGAAGUAGAAGUACAUUGCAGUCAUUCCAAGAUUUGUGAAAGUAUCCCUUGCAUGUAUUCAGUUGCAUGUGCGCUUGGGUCGGGGGUUUUAAGGGUGGGGGGUAUUUCCUACUAGAUGGAUGCAGCUUAUCAUUGCCACGUCGGACUGAAAACGGAGGAAAAAAAUCCUCGAUUUCUUUUCUUUCCGAGCCGAGACGUAUCACAAGGUUCCGAUCAACUCGAGCAUUUAUCUCUUUGCGUUAACACUUUUUGCAGAGCACUAUCAAGCGGGGUGGAUAUUUAUUUAUUUGUGUCGUAGAUUAGGAAAACGAGGAGCAACUGUAAAGCACAAAAUCCAAGCAUCGGCGUCCGGAUGUUUGUCACGCAUAGGACGAGGUGAAACGGAGGGCCUGCAACGCCAGGAUCUGGCUGAUUGGACGGGAGAAUCAUAGGAUUUCUGACACUACGUGGGAGCCAAUGAUAAGCCUCAUCCAUGGCAGGUCUGCAGUUACAUGGGGAUACUUUCUCUCUUCUUUUGCUUUCGCAGGCAGCACCGACAACCUAGACUCAUCUCUGCGUUUUUACGGCUUCACACAGUAACAGUAUAUAGAAUGUAGCUUGUACAUAGCCUUUUAAAUUACUACUUUUUGUAUCCUUUCCCCCCCUUAAGGCUUAAUUCUACAUUUUUACCGGUUUUUGCUAAUUAUGAAUAAAUGAAUAAAAAAAUAUAUAUAUAUGAAUAUACAGUAUAGUCCUAAUUUUUAACCUUUAUUUUAUUUUAUUUUUUAAUAGCAGAGAUUUUUUUUGUGUUUUUUUUUUUUGGCAUUAGAUGGAAAGGUGUUGCCUGGAAAACAACUGAAGAAAUAAUACAUUUUAUUGUCAUAUGGCCUUACAUACACAAAAGCUAAUUGUAUUGUGAUUCUGUUUGAACAAGAGACGAAGCUUUGAGGAGAAACAACACAAAAAAACUAAUAAAAUGGAAAAAAAAAAUACAACUCUUAAAGUUUCUAUGACCAGCCUCUUGUUCGAGUUCUAGUAUCCUGAAGGGUUUUGGAAUUAUUUUACUAGCACCUUGUGAAGUGUUUAUGUGUCAGUGAUGUAAUUUAUUAAUGUUUGUAGCUUUUUUAUACUUGUACAAUUCUUAAGAGUUUUGUUUUUGAAUAUUUCAUCAAGUUGUGAAAUUACCCUUUACGUUUUUUUUAUUAUUAUUUUGGAUGUGUGUAUUUUUUUUUUUUUUUUUGGAGGGGUGGGACAUCAAAACCAUUCAACACACUAGAGUCUACUUUAGCAAACUUUUUUUUUCUUUUUAUUAUAUCUCCAUCCUGUCCCAUUUCCAGUGUGACAUAAUUACUGUUAAUAUAAUAGUUCUAAGCAGCUGCGUCCAUGCCCCCAUCACACUUUUUUUUUUUUUUUUUUUUUUUUUUUUUACAUUUUGUUUAAUUCGGUCAGGACAUUUUUUGAGCACGUGCAGCAGCAGUGUUUCAUGUUCAUGUCAACAACAAAAAAAAGGUGACAUGCACUCCGAUCAAACUCUGUCAGUGGGACAUAUUUUCAGGUUUUUAUUUGUACAAUAUGUGUAUUGCUUUGUUGUGGUUUAUUUUUGUAUGUCCGACCUAUUAAAUGCAUCCACUGUGCCAGGACAGUGAAUGAUACCUGUUGUAGCUGUCUUCCCUUACUGUUAUUUACAGUACUAGUAAGUAUUUACAAUCCUUUUUGACCUGAAUCUAUAUUUUUCUGUAUUUAGAUGAUUCUGUUUGAGGUCAUGGCUCACUUUUUUAAAGACAUGGAGAAAUGGCAAACUCUGAGGAACAAACAUAUUGUUGUUGAAUGAUAUGAUUGUCCGCCUUGUUUACUUUUGCAAUACAGUUACUGUGGAAAACCUA